AUGUCUGACGCCGAAUACAAGGAAGCAUUUGCCCUGUUCGACAAGAAGGGAACGGGAACCAUCGCGCGCGAGUCACUGGGCGAUCUUUUGCGCGCACUCGGACAGAACCCAACGCAGGCCGAAGUAGCCGACCUGGCCAACGCAGCGCCCAAGGACAUCGACUACGCCUCUUUCCUCAACAUCCUGAACCGACCAAAUGGAUUCAAACCAGCAGGAACACCCGAAGAGUUCAUCCGCGGAUUCCAGGUGUUUGACAAGGAUGGAAACGGAUUCAUCGGCGCAGGAGAGUUGAGAUACGUGCUGACGAGCUUGGGCGAGAAGUUGAGCGACGACGAAAUGGACGAAUUGCUCAAGGGCGUUCAGGUUCACCCGGAUGGUAACAUUCACUAUGAAUCGUUUGUUAGGCAGAUCCUCAGCCAGUAA
This is a messenger RNA of Mycosarcoma maydis (corn smut), 423 nucleotides long. RefSeq names its product putative Myosin regulatory light chain cdc4. Gene Ontology annotation, biological process: mitotic actomyosin contractile ring assembly. NCBI's taxonomy places the organism in Eukaryota, Fungi, Basidiomycota, Ustilaginomycetes, Ustilaginales. The transcript is spliced from 2 exons. Gene Ontology annotation, cellular component: myosin II complex. The record is from RefSeq and is a predicted model, not a curated record. Bases 1 to 423 code for a protein of 140 amino acids. Gene Ontology annotation, molecular function: calcium ion binding.